UAAAGAUCUUUUCCCAGUUGGUAGGCUGCCAUUUGAUCCUGGCCUUUGCCUUACAGAAUGUUUUCAGUUUUAUGAGGUCACAGUUGUCAAUUGCUGAUCUCUGAGCAUGAGUCAUUGGUAUUCUGUUCAGGAAGUUUUCCCCAUGCCAACUUUUUCAAACCUCUUUUUUCCACUUUCUCUUCCAUUAGAUUCAGUGUAUUAGAUUCAGUGUAUCUGGUUUUAUGUGGAGGUUUUUUAUCCACUUUUAUUUGAGAUUUGUAUCAGGAGAUAAAAAUGGACCAAUUUGCAUUCUUCUACAUGCAGACCACCAGUUAGACCAACACUAUUUGUUGAAGAUGGUUUCAAUUUUCCAAUAUAUGGUUUUGGCUUCCUUGUCAAAGAUCAAUUGUUCAUAGAUAUGUGGGCUUUUUCAAUGUCUUAUGAGAUGAUCAUGUGAUUAUUUUCUCUUAAGAUAGUUUAUAUUGUGGAUAAUAUUGAUGGAUUUUCAAAAAAUGAACCAGCCCUGCAUCCCUGUGAUGAAGCUUACUUGACCUAGAGCCAGCAAUGAAAAGAAGCAUGUGAAAGUACUCAAGUCACAUAAUGGAAUCCUGGGUUAGAAACACCUCUACGGAAGACACAGACAAGGCACAAGAAUAAUUCAACAGCUAAGAGUCAACAGCAUUCAAUAAAAUACCAACAAAGGAAAAAAGAAUGUCAAGUGAAGAUCAUAAUUUGCAUAGAAGCAUGGAAUAUGCUUGAGAAUACCUGUCUUGGAUUUGUGAGCUAUGACUGAGUAAACUGCAUUUGUACCACACUAGCCAUUUUCAAGAACUUCAAGCCUCCACUCUGACAAAUCCUAUGGCAAUGAAGAUGCAGAAGCAUUUCAAGAUUGAGAACACUAAUGUCACAGAUCUGAGGACAGGAGUACUGUCAUACUGUGGUGAAAACUGAUCAAGCUCCAGAGAGAGUAUAUGAGGAACACAUUUCGAACUGCCUUUUUUUCUUCAGGCCAGUAUCACAUUAUCCCGAGUGCAGCCCAUUCUAGGAAUUUUGAUGUAUCUCUUAUUAUCAAUAUGUGGAUUCUGAGUAACUCCAUGGAUUAAAGGUGUCCUCAUUCACCACAGGCUACUACCAGUUUCCAUCAUUCAUUUGACCAGAGAAAUCCAGUGGCUGUAUUGUAAAGGAAACUGUGCUGAAUCACAAAAUGGACUUCUGGAAUCUGGCAAUCAGAAUUAUUUUUUUAUCACAAACUACAACUGGAAUUAUGGGAAAUUUUUUCCUUAUUUUCUACCAUUUACUUCUUUACUACAGAGAAGGCACAUUAAAGGCAACAGAAUUGAUUCUAAUGAGCCUAAUGCUAGCCAAUGUGAUGAUAAUUCUCUCUGUAGGUGUGCCCCAAACAAUGGCAGUUUGGGGAUUGAAGGAUUUCUUGAAUCACUUAGAAUGUGAGUGUGUAUUGUACUUUCAAGGAUUUGCUCGAAGUGUGUCCAUUUGCACCAUCUGCCUCUUGAGUGUUUUCCAAACGCUCACCAUCAGUCCCAAGAAAUCUUUUUGGAAGUAUUAUAAAGUCAAAGCUGCCAAGUACAUUGGCUGUUGCAUUUUUUUCCUCUGGGUCUUGAAUAUAUUCAUUAGUUCCAUUUCAUUUCUGUAUACACUUAUCACAAAGAAUAACACAAAUAUGACAAGAAUACGAGAUUUUGUAUACUGCUCUCUUAGAGGGACAGAUGACAUCAGUGAUUCACUCUAUGCACCUUUUGUGGUGUGCCCUGAAAUCUUCUUUUCUGUGCUCAUAGCCUUGGCAAGUGUCUCCAAGAUUGCCAUUCUAUACAGACACAAGAAGAGGGUUCAACACAUCCGUAGCAAUCAUGGUUCCAGCCACACUUACCCAGAGUCCAGAGCCACUCAGAACAUCCUCAUAGUGGUGUCUACUUUUCUGGCCUUUUGUACUCUCACCUCCAUCAUAAGAGGCUGCAUAUCUCUUUUUCAUAGUCACAGUUGGUUGCUGAUGAAUAUCAAUCACUUCACUUCUCUGUGUUUUCCUACUUUUGCACCGUUUGUUCUUAUGAGUCAUUACUCCAUAGUAUGUAGAUUCAACUUGGUCUGGUCAAGAAAAAAACUGUCUCUUAAUUUUCUUCUUGCCCAACUGUUCACUCACUCUUCACCCUAG
Grammomys surdaster is the source of this 2146-nucleotide messenger RNA. Its product is annotated as vomeronasal type-1 receptor 4-like. The transcript has 7 exons. The record is from RefSeq and is a predicted model, not a curated record. Gene Ontology annotation, cellular component: membrane. Gene Ontology annotation, biological process: G protein-coupled receptor signaling pathway. Bases 1184 to 2146 code for a protein of 320 amino acids. NCBI's taxonomy places the organism in Eukaryota, Metazoa, Chordata, Mammalia, Rodentia, Muridae. Gene Ontology annotation, molecular function: pheromone receptor activity.